CUUUUGCUUAUGCAAUUAACGUUGUCUAUUUUGAUUUGUAGCACUAGCAAUCAACAGGACCAAACGAGCCCCAACGUAUGUUCUCAGCCUUCAGGAUCACGCUGAAGAUUGCAAGAUGCUAUUUAAGGUGCAGUACAAAGACCGCAAGAAAUACAUCAAAUUACAAGCUGCUGAUUAUGAAGAAUUCAUUUCUGAAGUGAGAGAGAAGUUCUCCAUCCUCGUGGACAAGAUUUGUGUGGAAGAUGAUUCGGGAACCGAGGUGGAUGAAUCUGUGUUUGCAGACUUGGCCCCACAUAAUGGGAUUUGCUUCAUCAUCCAGGACGGUGACAACAAUGAUUCAGGUGCAUCUGUGUCACCUCUAUCCACACCACCAUCCACAUUUGGUGGAAGUUUCCUGUCUGUGUCCAGCAGUAGCAGUGACUGUGAAGCAAGACCACUCAAGCGAAAGAGAAGUGAUGAAAAGGCAUCCCAAAGUUCUUCAUCCAGUGAUCUGAUCAAGCAGAUUCGACAGACAAAACCAGGAAGGACAACAGUGCUUGAGGAAUAUGAAGAGACUGGGACUCUCAGUGACAGUAGAAGAAGGCAGAUGAUUAACAUUCUUGCAGGACAUAUGGUUGAGAAAGAAGGGAGAAUCCCUGAGCGAACCACUAAAGAGAAAUACGCACUGGGAAUUGUUACCUUGUUCCCUGCAUUGAAAGAUCCCCUCUCCAGGAAGGGAUAUGAACAUUUCUAUGACAGCCAAAGUGGCACUGGAUUUCUGGCAUGGCGGCUCAAGACCGUUCAGAGGAACACAAAACUUCCAUUCAAGGAACCAAAAAUGCAGACAGCAGGAGUUAGCGGUCCAGGACAAAAGAGGGAGCUGCCUCAGAUUGGUGGUCAGUUGGAUGAGGAGCAUUGUAAAGAGAUCAUAUCCUUGAUGAGCCACAUCACUGACAGAGAAAUAAUCCUGCAGAAGAUGAAGGAAACCUUUGAGUAUAGACAGCACCUCAUCCACAAUCCUGAUGAGUCGGGUAACAUACUGUGUUUCCAAGGCUGCUGGACACUAAAGGGCUUGUAA
Epinephelus lanceolatus (giant grouper) is the source of this 1057-nucleotide messenger RNA. RefSeq lists its product as uncharacterized. The record is from RefSeq and is a predicted model, not a curated record. NCBI's taxonomy places the organism in Eukaryota, Metazoa, Chordata, Actinopteri, Perciformes, Serranidae.